AUGCAGCUGGAUCCCUCAAUUAGCUCAUCCAUUCCCUCUGAACUAACUCUGCAAGCAGAGGUUAUUACCUACAUGGACAGUGAUUUGUUCAAAGCCGCAGAAAAUGGUGACAUGGAACUAUUUAAUAAGUAUCAAGGUGGUCUUCAUUGCCUGUCAAAAUUGAUAAACGGUUUCUGUUUUUUCGGAAAAGGAGAUUUGAAAGAGUUCUCCAUUAACUUUGUUAAGCAACUUAUCGACGAGUGCCCAUCACUGCUACUGCAACCCAAUGCCAAAGGAGAAAUCCCAUUGCACGUAGCAGUUAGACACGGUCAUUCUGAUAUAAUCAAAUUCCUUAUUGAACGCGCCAAAGACCUGGAAGCAACCAGGAUGAAGCAGAUGCUGGAAAUGGCGGAUAAGGAGGGAAACACUGCUUUGCAUAAGGCAGCUGAAAGUGCUGACCGUGAUGUGGUGCGACUACUGGUAAAGGAAUUAGAUCCUGACUUUUCAUCCUCCGCUAAUAAAAGCGGUGAGACUCCAAUCUACAUAGCUGCCGGGAGAAGAAGCAAUCUUUUGGUGGCUGGGAUAUUGGAUAAUUGCAAGUCAAUGGACUGUGGCGGCCCUGAUGGUAGAACUGCUUUGCAUGCAGCAACCAUGGCCAGAAAUAAAGAAUCAGUGAGGAUAAUAAUAGAGGCAAAAAAGCAUUUAACAAAAGAAACUGAUGACAAAGGGCGGACUCCACUUCAUUAUGCCGUGCAAUUCCGUUCCCGUUCAAUUGCGCAACUGUUGUUAAAAGCCGAUCCAUCUGCUGCUUAUAUAACUGAUAAAGAGAGAGGGACGACGGCUCUUCAUAUGGCAGCUUGGAGUGGCCGGACGAACAUAAUGGAAGACAUUAUCUCCUAUUGUCCAGGCUGUUGUGAAAUUGUGGACAAAAGAGGAUGGAAUUUUCUUCACUUUGCAGUCAUGAAACAGAUUAUGGAAUUUAUGAAAGAUAUAGCUAAUAAUGCACAAGUGGCGGGGAUGCCGGUUCACUACCGCUUCCGUGAGAUUGCGAAGGAGGUGGAGAAGAAGGAUAUUCCCGAACACGAAAUUGACCCAAAAACCAGGGAGACCCAUUUGCUGGUGGCAACGCUUGUAGCAACCGUAACAUUUGCUGCAGCAUUCACAGUACCUGGUGGAAACAAGAGUGAGCAAGGCACUGCUACCUUGAGUCGUGACUCGGCUUUUCAAGCCUUCAUUAUAACAGGUACCCUGGCAUUUGUUUCUUCUCUUUUAGCCUUCUUCCUUCACUUUUUCUUAGUGCUUUUUCCUGGAGCCAAAGACUAUUUCCUAGUUCGUUUGAAACAUCUGGCGGAUUGGUUAACUGUUUUGGCGAUGGCAGCGAUGGUGGUUGCUUUCAGCACUGGUACUUACGCAGUGUUGCAAUCUUCCUUGGGAGCAGCCUAUAGAAUUUAUAAUGAUGCAGCUGAAUCCCUCAGUAGCUCAUCCAUUCCCUCUGAACAGCCUAUGGAAGAAAAGGUUAUCACCUACAUGGACCUUGUUUUGUUCAAAGCUGCGGCGGAUGGUGACGUGGAAGUAUUUAGUAACUACCAAGGUGCUCUUGAUUGCCUGAUUGACGGAAGCCAAAACACAGUGCUUCAUAUUUACUCCAGAACCGGAGGACGCCUGGUAGUCAAAAAUGUUAAAGGGUUUCUGUGUUUUCAGAAAAGGGUAUUUGAAAGAGAGUUCUCCAUUAACUUUGUGGAGCAACUUGUCGACAAGUGCCCAUCACUGCUACUGCAACGCCAUGCCAACUGGGAAAUUCCGUUGCACAUUGCAGCAGGACAUGGGCAUUCUGGCAUAGUCAAAGUCCUUAUUGAACGCGCCAAAGUAGUGCUAUAUGAAGACCCGGAGUGA
Molecule: messenger RNA, 1872 nt
Organism: Durio zibethinus
Lineage: Eukaryota; Viridiplantae; Streptophyta; Magnoliopsida; Malvales; Malvaceae
Source: RefSeq, a predicted model, not a curated record